Messenger RNA from Penicillium bovifimosum, 1314 nucleotides. RefSeq lists its product as uncharacterized. The transcript has 5 exons. Gene Ontology annotation, biological process: carbohydrate metabolic process. The coding region runs from base 1 to 1314 and encodes 437 amino acids. The record is from RefSeq and is a predicted model, not a curated record. Gene Ontology annotation, molecular function: polygalacturonase activity. NCBI's taxonomy places the organism in Eukaryota, Fungi, Ascomycota, Eurotiomycetes, Eurotiales, Aspergillaceae.
AUGAAGUUUCUCGCUAUCGGUGCUCUCCUACUCAGCACAGUAGGUGCUAUUGCUACAGAGCACAUCAUCCAUGGCGCACAGAUUAUCCCGGCUACGGACAAGGCGGGAUUGAAGAAGAUUGGAGCUCAUGGACACCACAAGCACCCGGACCGUCGGACUGUGACAAUUCGCUCAUCGACGAGUGACACCGACGAUAUCUCCGAUGAUUUCCUCUGGGGUAUCAAGGCUGCCAACCAUGGCGGUAGACUUCUUUUGAAGAAGGGCAAGAAGUAUGUCAUCGGCAAGAAGCUCGAUCUGAGUUUCUUGGAUAAUAUUGAGGUGCAGCUUGAGGGUGAAUUGAUGUUCACCGAUGAUAUCGACUACUGGCAAGCAAACCAUUUCUACUAUCCUUUCCAGAAGUCUAUCACCUUCUGGGUCUGGGGUGGUCAGGAUAUCAAGAUCUUUGGCAAGGGUACUCUGAAUGGUAAUGGCCAGGAGUGGUACAAUGCCUUUGCUGGUCGGGAAAUUCUGGACGAUGAAAACACAUUCUAUCGACCCAUUCUGUUUCUGACCGACAACGCUACCCGCGUCUCUGUCGAGGGCAUCACACAACUUAACUCUCCUUGCUGGACCAACUUUUUCGUGCGCACGAAUGAUAUCUCAUUUGACGAUGUUUAUAUCAAUGCCUUCUCAACUAAUGCAUCGGCCUUGCCCAAGAACACCGACGGCUUUGACUCCUUGAACGUGGAUGGCCUUAGCGUGACCAACACCCGCAUCGAUAUUGGCGAUGACUGCUUCUCGCCUAAGCCUAACACGACGAACAUCUUCGUGCAGAAUCUGUGGUGCAACAACACCCACGGUGUCAGCAUGGGCAGCAUUGGGCAGUACCCCGGAGUCGAGGACUUCAUCGAGCAUGCCUGGAUUGAGAAUGUGACUCUCCUGAACGGACAGAAUGGCGCCCGUCUGAAGGCCUGGGCCGGACCGAAUGUCGGCUUUGGCCGCAUCAACAACAUCACGUACAAGGACAUCCGAAUUGGGAACACCGAUGCGCCGAUCGUGUUGGACCAGUGCUACUUCGACAUCAACUCCACCACAUGCGCGGAAUAUCCGUCAUCGGUCAACUUCACCAACAUUACCUUUGAGAACAUCUACGGUACCUCGUCGGGCAAGAAUGGCAAGGUUAUCGCUGACCUUACCUGCUCGCCCAAUGCCGUGUGUUCGGGUAUUCAACUGUCGGAUAUUGAUAUCAGCAGCCCGGCUGGUAGCCCUUCGACUGUUAUCUGCGAUGGAAUUCAUGGCGAUGUUGGUGUUGAGUGCCAGCCCAGCUCGUCUUGA